Emericellopsis cladophorae is the source of this 3378-nucleotide messenger RNA. RefSeq lists its product as uncharacterized. The coding region runs from base 1 to 3378 and encodes 1125 amino acids. The transcript has a single exon. The record is from RefSeq and is a predicted model, not a curated record. NCBI's taxonomy places the organism in Eukaryota, Fungi, Ascomycota, Sordariomycetes, Hypocreales, Bionectriaceae.
AUGUCGCCAACCCUAGCCAUGUCAUAUUCAGAGCACGACUACGACCCGAACCACCCGCCACGCAACGAGUAUCAUUCCUCAACAGCAGCGCCACCUUACGGCGCGGACACCAUAUCCCCUCCAGCACUUCACCAUUUCGAAACGACGCCAGGUGGCUCAAGCUCCGCACUAAGUUGCUGUAGUGAUCUCGACGAAGACCCCUUCUUAGGCGCAGAGCUCGGUGACAGCCACGGACAGCCCUCUUCUUUCGACGACAACUUCGAUUUUAAGCCCAUUUACGUUGCGCCAAACAUUUCAAACGGCACCCAAUCUGCCCAGGAUGCGAUCGAGUCUCCCUAUCCGUUGACGCCUGAUCCGACGGUUUCGAUUCACGCAGCGUCUCCCCACAGUGAGCUCAGGGCCGCCACACGACACCACCACACCCAUCCUCCUCCUUCCAUCUCACCACAGGAGCUACAGAAGCCUUGGAAACCAGAGAAAAUCAUCGAGCGACCUACGCAGCUGACGCCAAGUCAAAGCAGUAGCGCCCGUACGAGCGAAGACGGCCUGGCACCCGCCCGCAUGAAUAUGCCUGCCACCAGUCCCAAACUGGUCAUCUCCGUAUGGGAUCAUGAGAAAGCUGUGGCGACUGAGACUGUAGAAAGCCAUUUCAAAGACGACGAGUCAAUCACAACCGCUGGUGGAGUCCAAUCUGCAGGUGAUCUCAUCGCUUCCAACGCGACCCGCGAUGCCGAGGGCAUGUGGCAGCGCGACCCCUCCACUGGCCAUGGGGGAAUUGACCCUAGGCAUCGUGACUCUGAAGAGACCGAGAAAAACAUCCAGGAACUCGCAAAGGCCCGCGAACGGGACCAGCGCAAGGACGAAGUAGGCCAGUGGCUAUCGGCAAAUCUCGAUGAGACUUCAGCGCCGCGUGAGGAGCAGGACAGUCGUGCGAUUGAGGAGGAGAAUCGGAAUUCACAAGACCAGGUUCCCAUGGGCCAGGGCACGGAGAAUUGGUUUAUACCCGGCCAGACAUACUUUUCAGGUGUCGGUGGGCAAAUGACACAGGAAGACGAGGACAUCUUGGCAGCUGAUCGAAAUUGGGGCGACGCUCCCAUCAUCCACCGAAUCCUGGAUGGGAGAAAGCCUGGGCAAACUCAGCCCGUCUCGUCUGCCGCGGCCAUGGCCAGGUUCGAAAGGCUAUGUCGCGACAAUGACUCCAUCUUAUCCCGACAAGCCACGUGGGGCACACGGCGUAGGAGUUUCCACAGUACAGCCUCGGUGGACAUGGAAGGAGUCCUCAGUGGUAAUCUGUUCAAGAAGCUGUCUCUCACCAAAACUCCAGAGAAAACUAGCAAGGCCACUGAGAUUCUUCGAGACAUUCGUGGCUUUGUUCGACGUCCCAGCAUCAGCGGUCUUCGCAAGCGGCGGUCCAGCAACGCGAGCAACGUGAGUGACGAUGGCCGUGAAGAGCAGCCGCCACCGUUGGUAAAGCACGACAGCACGGGAUCCCCUCACCUAGCUCCUCCGGACCGCACCUCAAGCUGGGGCAAGAACAAAACUCCCAGCAUCAAUACUGCAAUUAUGUCCAUGGGUACCGGUGCAGCCGCUGUGGGAACACACCACGCUAGGAAGGCGUCAGUCGGCGCAACAUCCCCCAGGGGCUUCUUGUCCAGCUUACAAGUAGACAACCCUCUGAAGCGGGCCAGAAGUCGAUCGGAGGUUCCUCGGCCGACAUCAGCGUCCAACUUGGACACAAGCCCCGGACUCGCCGAUCUAUGGAAGGCCAACGGAGGCGUUCCUGUCACAUCAGUGCGACAAACAGCGCCGCCGCAACAGGACCUUGAUGAUGAAGACGAGGACGACGAGGAUGCUGACGACCCUUCUCUUGAAGGGGAGGCUAAUCAAAUCGAUACCGUCACACCUAACUUGACCGGAUUCCAGCAGCAUGUCCUCGCUUUGAAUCCAUACAUGCAAGGUCGGUUCGAGUACCUGGUAGAUCGCAUUGCGCACCAGCAAGUCGUCAGAUACAAGUCACUCUUGAUCUUGAAAGUUAAACACCUGAGCAUGGGCGCCAACUGUGCGAACGGUGGACUUUGCAUGACCCACGGCGGUCAGGCCAAGCUGCUGGAACCGAAGACUGGUGCGAAGGCAACCGACGCCCUCGCAAUGCACUUUCAGGAUGACGAGGGUGAGAAUGCACCCGUGGAAGGCCAGUUCAACCAAGACAGUUUCCCCAAGGGCAUUCCCAUGCCACCAGCGCAACAAUUGCCGGCCGAAUUCGAAUGUCGGCUCUGCUUCACGCAAAAGAAAUUUAACAAGCCGUCUGACUGGACCAAGCAUGUCCAUGAGGAUGUCAUGCCUUUCACGUGCACUUGGGACAAGUGCCGCGAUGCCAAGUCAUUCAAGCGCAAAGCUGACUGGGUUCGUCAUGAGAACGAGGGCCAUCGCCACUUGGAUUCAUGGAGAUGCAAUGUAGAUGAUUGCAGUCACACUUGUUACCGCCGCGACAACUUCCUUCAGCAUCUUGUUCGCGAACACAAGUUUGCCGAACCCAAGCUUAAGACCAAAACGGCCAUCAAAAAAGCAUUUGGCACAGAUCCUACCUGGCAAAAGGUCGAGGAAUGCCACAUUAGCAGCCAAAAUCGUCCCCAGGAUGAACCGUGUAGAUUUUGCGGCAAGACGUUCCCUACGUGGAAGAAGCUCACAGUGCAUUUGGCCAAGCACAUGGAACACAUUGCCCUGCCCGUAUUGCGUCUUGUGGCUGCGAGGGCGGAAGAGAUCUCGGCCGACACCAUCAUCAGCCCGGUGCAAGACCCGCCUGUGAGGACAUAUCCCGUCGUGAACCCAAACGACCCGUUUCCACCAGUCAAUCACCACCACGACAUGUCACAGAUGUUAGCCAAUAGCUCGUUCCAGGACACUGGCUAUCAGAUGUACCCGAAUGUGCCUCCGGGCCAUCAGCACAACCAGCAGCAUCAUUUCUAUAACGCACAAUACAACGCCAUGGCGCAACGAUACCAGCAGCCAACCCUAGGUCUGGACUCGACAAUGAGUCAAGGUUUCAAUGGUCAAAUACAGACUAUGCCCGCCACGUCUGCACCAUAUGGGCCGACGACCCAAUACAUGACUGCAAGUAACAAUGGCCACGGUUUCGACAGUGGUAUGGAACCCUUUCCCGACCUGUCCAACGACCUCUCCGAUGGUCUUGGCCUCCAAGAUGAGAAUCAGAUGGGAUCCUCGUUGGGCUUCAACCACAUGAUGGAUCCGUCCACAGCGAGCGCAAGCCCGUACAGCGGACACAGCUCGCAAUCCCCCUUUGUCCGGUCUCCGCACAUGGGCGCCGACAACUACAACAAUAACCACUGGAACAACCAGCACAUGCACCAAUUCCAAUGA